GAAUUAUUUUCAUUUCCUUUCCGUGUAUGUUAUUUUUUUCUAACAGAUUCUUUGUUUUUCUUUCUAAUGACAAUCACUCAGUUCAGUUCAGAAUUCAUAGGGAAGUUGCAACGAAGUCCAAAAAACUUGCAUGCUUUGUGAAGUGGACAAAACAAAGCCAGAUUCUGUAUGAGGGGUACCCCCUAGCCCUACCUUUUUGUGUCCCACCAUCUAUUGUUGAGUUAGUUUAAUUUUUUGUGGACGUGUUAUCACAGAUAUAAACAGCAACAACAUGGGGAUUAAUAAUCUAGAAGCUAUCAAGCAGUUACAGUCCCUUAUGGAAAACUUGGAUGAGCAACAGAAGAAAACAUUCCAGAAUAUGCACCAGGGCUAUCCAACAGAAACAUUAGAACGAUUUCUCAAAGCAAGGGACGGGAUUGUUGUCAAGGCACAUAAAAUGUUAGUUGAUUGUUUACGAUGGAGAGUGGAAAAUGAGAUUGACAAUGUUUUAGCGAAACCUAUACACCCUGAUUUGUACAGACGUUUGCGAGAUUCUCAACUUAUAGGAAUGUCUGGUUUCUCAAAGGAGGGCCUACCUGUCAUUGCUGUUGGUGUUGGGCUCAGCACAUUUGAUGAAGUUUUUGACAAAUACUAUAUACAGUCGCACAUCCAAAUGAAUGAAUACAGGGAUCGAGUGAUCUUGCCAACAACCACAAAGGAUCAUGGGCGACACAUUGAUACAUGUGUGAAAGUGUUGGAUAUGACUGGUUUAAAAUUCUCUGCACUGAACCAAUUGAAACUUUUGACUGCUAUAUCAACAGUAGAUGACUUGAACUACCCAGAAAAGACAGACGCAUAUUAUAUUGUUAAUGUUCCAUAUGUAUUCUCAGCAUGUUGGAAGGUUGUAAAGCCUCUUUUGCAAGAAAGAACAAGGAGGAAAGUCCACGUGCUGAAAGGUUGUGGCAUGGAGGAAUUGCUGAAGGUAAUGGACUAUGCAUCCCUCCCACAUUUUUGCAGAAAGGAGGAUUCCAGGGUACCCCGACAUCUUGUAGCUGAAAAAACCGAAAAUUGUUUCUCAGUUAAUCAUGUCUUCCAUAGACAACUCUACAAUUACAUCAACCAGCAAGCUAUAUUAAUGGAGUCCACAUCACCAAUCAGACAGGAUUCUUUCCAUGUAGACUUACCAGAGCCAGACCCAGAUGAUGCCAAAAUCGCCAAGACUAUAGAAAAUGAGUUCCACAAACUGGAAAUUCAGAGUGGCCUUACCAACUAACAAAAUAGUGCUGCAGUUCAUGCUGCAUCAUGAUCAGUACAACCUGGAGAAUCCUGAUUAUACUUUUUUGGUGGAGCCAAGCUUAAUUGUUGAGUACAUCAAGUUCUUUAUAAACCACCUGGAAUGAUGGUCAUGUAACAUUGGUUUACUGUCGGAACAUAAAAGUUACACUUCUUCCGUUAAUUAACACUAUUUAUACAAAAUGUACAUCUGUGUUCAGAACCGUGUCUGAGACAUUGUUACACAAUAUACCAUUCAUCAGGGUUACCAUAAUAAAAGUUGAAGAAAGUAUUUUUCCUCAA
Molecule: messenger RNA, 1554 nt
Organism: Cajanus cajan (pigeon pea)
Lineage: Eukaryota; Viridiplantae; Streptophyta; Magnoliopsida; Fabales; Fabaceae
Product: phosphatidylinositol/phosphatidylcholine transfer protein SFH12
Source: RefSeq, a predicted model, not a curated record